CGUUAUUUUUUCAAUUUUCAAAUCAAUUACGUUACACUACUAAACAUUAGAAGUAAAGUGAUUGAUUUGACUGUUGUAGUGAAACAAAUUUGAAACGUUCCAGUCUGAAGUGUGUAGCUAACUGCUCGAUAUAACUGUCAAUCUGGGUGUAGAAAUUUAUUUGUAAUUUUCACCGGUUCUCAUGUGUAAUUCCCUUAUGUGUUAGACCAUAUUUGAACAAGGGUUCCUUGCGAAAUAAUGUUCUAUGGUGUACGUGGUGCUUAAAUCAGUGCUAAAAUGGAUGACGGAACCGUGAAGAUCCAGUCUGGGAUUAACAUCAACAUCAAAAGAACAGAUGGGCGCAUCCACUCCGCCAUCGUGUCCGGCGUCAGCCUGGAGACGCGCUCGGUCACCGUCGAGUGGUACGAGCGCGGCGAGACCAAGGGCAAGGAGGUGGAGAUCGACGCCAUCCUCGCGCUCAACCCGGAGCUGGCCGGUUCGAGGCACACGCCGCACCUACAGCCUAUGCCUAAUAAAAUUACCAGGGACAUGACUCGACAAUCCAUCCACCAAUCCAUCCCAGUGCCCACGAAAGCGUCAUCGCGAGCGACGCGCAACAACCAGGUGCGCAUGUCCAAUGCGCCCGGCUACACGAACGGACACGGCGGCGACACGACGGGGCGGCGGGGGGCGGAGAACGUGCCGCCUCCCGCGCAGCCGGCGCCGGUGCCCAACGUGUCGAGAGUCACUCAACAGUUCAAUGCAUCAAAUACGACGAGUGGCCUCACGCGCGGCAACACUGGCGCCGGCGCGGCGUCGAGCACCUUGAACGUGCCGCACGCCGUCGCCAGCGGCGCCGUGCGGCGGUCCAACGUCGUCAAGGAGGUGGAGCGGCUCAAGGAGAACAGAGAGAAGAGGCGGCAGCGGCAGGCCGAGCUCAAGGAGGAGAAGGAAGCCCUAAUGAACAUGGACCCCGGUAACCCCAACUGGGAGUUCCUGGCGAUGAUCCGCGAGUACCAGCAGAGCAUCGACUUCAGGCCGCUCACCGGCAACGAACCCGUCGAAGACCACCAGAUCACCGUGUGCGUUCGCAAGAGGCCACUCAAUAAGAAGGAGUUAACGAAGAAAGAGGUGGACGUGAUCAGUGUGCCCACGCGCGACCAGAUGAUUGUCCACGAGCCCAAAAACAAAGUGGACCUCACCAAGUACCUCGAGAACCAGAAGUUCCGCUUCGACUACGCGUUCGACGACAACUGCACCAACGAGAUCGUCUACAAAUAUACGGCAAAGCCGUUAGUGCAGACGAUAUUCGAGGGCGGUAUGGCGACGUGUUUUGCCUACGGACAGACUGGCUCUGGAAAAACACACACCAUGGGUGGAGAUUUCCAGGGCAAGACACAGGACUGCAAGAAGGGUAUCUACGCGAUGGCGGCGCGCGACGUGUUCGCGUACCUCAAGUCGCCCAAGUACAAGCCGCUCAACCUCAUCGUGUCCGCCUCCUUCUUCGAGAUAUACUCCGGCAAGGUAUUCGACUUGCUAGCAGACAAGGCAAAACUACGAGUACUCGAAGACGGGAAGCAGCAAGUUCAGAUCGUGGGACUCACGGAAAAGGUGGUCGAUAAUGUAGAUGAGGUGCUCAAGCUAAUCCAGCAUGGAAACGCCGCCAGGACUUCAGGGCAGACGUCGGCGAACUCGAACUCGUCGCGGUCGCACGCGGUGUUCCAGAUCGUGGUGCGGUCGCCGGGCAUGCACCGCGUGCACGGCAAGUUCUCGCUCAUCGACCUCGCCGGCAACGAGCGCGGCGCAGACACCUCCUCCGCCAACAGGCAGACCAGAAUGGAAGGCGCCGAAAUCAAUAAAUCCCUUCUCGCUCUCAAAGAGUGCAUCAGGGCGCUCGGCAUGAAGGGCAACCAUUUACCGUUCCGAGCGUCGAAGCUAACACAAGUGCUGCGCGACAGCUUCAUCGGCGACAAGUCGCGCACCUGCAUGAUCGCCAUGGUGUCGCCCGCGCUCAACUCCUGCGAGCACUCGCUCAACACUCUGCGAUACGCGGACAGAGUGAAAGAGCUGGGAACUUCGGAUGCAUCACGACAACGGGCGGAGUCCCCGGCCGCCGACGUGGAGAUGGAGCCGGAACACGACGACCUCGCGCAGCUGCGGUCGCUCAACAUGGUUAUGAUCCAGGAGGGCGACAUGUCGGCCGAGAUGUACACCUUCCACGAGGCCAUCUCCGAGCUGCAGCGCGCCGAGGACGAGGUGCUCGACAACCACAAGGCCAUCUCCGACUACAUGCAGCACGCGCAGCAGCGCUGUCUGCAGCUGCUGCAGCUCACCAGGGCCGUCGACUACGACCAGGACGAGCGCUCGUACUUGGCGCGCAAGCGGCUGCGGCCCACCAGUACGGGCUCGAGUCUCGGCCUUGGCGCGCGAAACCGACGGUUGAAGCUAGCAUACGCCACGCAGUGGGAGGAGCUGCUGAACGAGCAGCUGGCCGUGCUGGCGCAGUCGCGCGACCUGGUGGCCGAGUUCCGCGCCAAGAUGCAGCAGGAGGAGCACAUCAGCCGCCGCAUGCAGCCGCCGCACCACUAGCUUACAACCUUCUGCCGUGCUACAUCUUUCGCGGUCGUAUGACUUAGCCGUUUGUACUGUACGGCCGAGGACUUUGAUCACUGUAGCGUUUCGUACCUUGUAUAGUGAGACUUGAAAAUCGGAACUCAUGAUAUAUUUAUUUGUCAGUCUAUCGCUCGAUUAAGCGAUAGGGGAAAGGGCCAGAUUAUGUGAGGUCGAUGUUGAUAACUAUUUUGAUGUCACAGAUUGAGUAAGAGUCGAUUUAAACGUCAUUUUUUAAUCAAAUUAUGACGUUUAUUAAACACGCGCAAAGUCUGCCCUAUCAAAAUCGUUGUCGACGUGUGCCGGUUUUCUUCGAGAGCGACUUGGUUCUCGCCAUACGAAACAUAGUAUAAAAUAAUAGCUUUCAAAUUGGUUAUCGCCGUAUGAAAGUGCGAAAUGGUACAAAGAUCAAAUUCCUUCACUGUAUAUAGGUCGUUAAAAUAUCCUUUGAAUUCAAACUCUUGGGAUAUUUUGACGAUUUAGCGACUUUUGGUAGCACAGAGUCGCGACGCCGGCGAUCAGAUCUGGUUGCAUUAGUCGGAACAGUAAUACUCUCAAUGGACUUUGGUUUACGAAUUAUUAGGUGACUAUUUGGACAUUAUAUUGAUUUAAACUAACACGAUCUUCACUCAUAUUAUUAAAUUAAAACGGGACUUAAUCGCAAUCAUGACAAUAAUCGCAAUUGAUGACAAUCAAGUGCGGGUAGUUCGAAAAACUCGUACAGCUAGAAGAUGUUGAUACAACUCCCAGCCAGUCUACCCGUGACCACGGACGUAAUGUCAUGUCCGAAACGUCGGGUUAAAUAUAAAACGUAAGUUUUACGCGAUUAAGUCCCGUUUUAAUUUAAUAAUAUUUGGACAUUAUUGCCAUUAUCGACACAGUUACCAAGUCCUUUGUAAACCUUAUUGUUAUAAAGAAAUAGCUGUUAAGGAUUGCUGUCAAUUCUGUGAAAGGAAGGUAGAUUUUUCUAUCAUUGAAAGAUUCGUUGAUUUUAAACAUUUUUUUCUCUGCAAAAUAUUUCAGGAAACGCUAAAAUGGCUAAUAUAAGACUGAGCGAGACAAAAGCGAUACUACAGCUUUUAUGUUGUUUCUUUUUUUUAAUUUAAUACUUGCGGUCUCCUUAUAGUUCCGCUCGUUUUCUUUGUUGGACUGAAAUUUAUAUUUUUUUACUUUCCGUAAUAUUGCCACGCAUAUUAAUUAUUGACUGAUUUUUUUUAUUAUAUGAAAGGUAACAUAAUUCAAUGAAAAAGCCUUAAAACUUAAUGUGAACUCCUAUCAUAAUCCAUAUUUUCAAAAUACUCACCGAGUCUAUUCUUCAUUUCACAGCAUAGAGUUCCAUGGACAUAAUAUCAAAAUUCAUUAUCAGUUUUAUGACUUCAAGGUCGUUUUUGGUUACCAAAUUAUGACAGAUAACAAAACGCAGUUUGUAAAAUCGUGCAAACGAAGCCUAUGUCUCUCAGUAUAUAGUUGUAACUGUGUCUGAUCUCCCCGCGUUGCGCCGGCGCCGCGGGCUUCCGUCGCAUCGUGUAUCUUGUCUAUACUCGCUGGCCGAUACCAGAAUUUCCGACGUUUGACAGCUUGUUAUACUGUGUAUUUUUUUACUAUAUUUUUAUGUGUGUUUUCAUGUAAAGUUUAGACAUAAUUUAAACUUAAUUUAAUUUGAUUUGAAAACUGACCUGAAUUCCAGCUGUCAAACUGAUCGGGCGCUCAGUUAUCGUCCCUGAUCUUACCGUUAUGUAAGUAGCUGGCCUGUUUAUCUUCCAUUUCAUUUCCGGAUGUCGAGUACAGGAAUCUUCUGAGUUUCAAAAUCGAAUCUCCGUCAAUUAUUCUCUCCUUUUCAUUCGCACUUAGUGUGAGUGAGAGUUUGAGUAGAUUCGACUUUGGAUAGCAUAUCUAUCGCUUAUUUUCUAAACGAAAUGUAGACCGCAGUAAAGUUGGUAUUACAAUGCUUUAGAUUAGAAGAUAAGCGGAAGUAUGCAAGUUAAUGUACAAUGACAUUGUCGUAACGGAUGCCGUCGCGUUGAAAUGAUAGACUGUUUACUGUAAGUGUUGAGCACAAACUGGCGAACAACAAACGCGCUGUGUAUAUAUGAUAUCGAUAAGACUCGCGAUCUAGUGUAUAUUGUAUAGUUAUCUACAAAACUUGCUAAGUCAUCAUCUCAUUCAAUCGCAGCUUUUGUAGAUUUAAAUCCACUAGGUUUGGAGUCUAGGGAUCUAUUCCGAGAUACGAAUACAGUUUUAAUCCCUAUAGCAGAUUCCCUGGUGCGUUCAUGGAAAAUGUUUCCUCUUAACAUAAGUUACUUACUCAUUGCAUUUAACUCAUCUAAUGGCCUAUCUCUUAAGAGUCUUACUAGAGAAUUCUUUUUUAACACCUAAAUUACGAUAUGAUUUUUUCAAAAACUACCUAUUUUCAUUUUAUUUAUUUAUUUUCUAAUUAUAUAAUAAAGUCCAAUGAAAUGUAUAUAUUUUGUGAGAUUAAAACGUGCUAAAAAGAAUUCUCUAUAAGAGGAAAGAAUGUAGAUAUAUUCGUAUAAAAAUGUGAGAUUGGGUGAGUACAAAGACCGGCGUGCCCUGUUGUUGUUUUGCAUGACGUUUCCGAUUGAAAUUAUAGUGACGAUUAGUUGCCAGGACUUGAUCUAAAACUUUUUUUUUUACUUAAUUUGGUGCGUUCGAAGGCUGGUGCUUAGUCAAUACGAAUGUUUAUUCUUUUAAAUUUCGCUUUCGAGAUCAAGUUCAAAUAUUACAUUGUCAGAGUGAAAAUGAAUAUAAUACCAGCUCAAAUGUUAUAUAGGAGCCGAGACUACUUAUACGGUAUACGUUAAAUGUGCUGCCUUAUACUGCUUGUUAUUAAUCGUUGUUUAAAGUUAAUUAUAUUCAUAUCAUUGUCAUUGUGUUUCGCUCAUACCACGACAUAAGCACCCAUAGGUGGUAUGUAUUCGAGAGAGGCAUUUUAGAGUGAGAAGUAACCUAAAAUAAUGAAACUGUAAACAGAGAUGCCUUAUUUUUGGCGUAUUUUGUUUAAUUCAUUGUAACAUAAAUUAAAACUCCGCUAUGUAAGACUGGUCUCAAAGAACCACGUAAAAAGAUAUGUACAAAGCAAUAAUAGAUUCAAGAAUCAGUAUUUUGUCGGUCUAAUCUUACUUUCGUGGUUCUAAACAGUGUUGUACUAGUACUAUAUUAAUUGUGCCUAACAAAUGAACUAAAAUCCAUAUGCAAUGUGGGAUCGACGUGUAAAUGGUUGUGUACAGAAUUUAGUGUUAAAAUUCAUUCCGUUGAUUUUUUGGCGUUCCGAUUGGGGUGUCACCACUCGUUAUGACGACGGUACCGUAGGUGUAUUUUGUAUGCGUGCGAUGGGAAUGUAGUUAUGGAAUCAGGGUAAAACUCCUUGGAGCUCUGGUCGAUUGGAUUCUCAAUAUUAUAUAACUAUCCGCUCUUUCGCACAUGUCAAAUGUUCCAAUUAAGGUAUCCCCCUCAACAGAAAAUGCUAAUUAUUCCACCUUUAAUGGAUCCAUGGAGUUUUACCUUGAUAUUGUUUGAAUUAGUGUUUACACUAACUUGUUAGAUGCCCGAUAUCUUACUCAAAGGGCGACUCGGUUACGUUGAGUCCUGCAGGUUGCCAUGGCAACCUGUCGGACGCCACACGGCACGGACGACUAGCGGCCCUUGGCGGAUCUGGCCCUAGCCACGUUAGGACCUAGCUUCAACCGGGCGAGGCAGGUUUAAAGGAAUUACUCAACAUGAGCCGAUGAUAAAAUAAAUUCUACACACAGAUUUCUCUUUUUCUAUUUAACUGUAAUUUAUUUUUACAUGUAUAAAAUACGCUCUGGUGUCAUAAAAAGCGUAAAAUAUAGUUUUGUUAAAAAAAGAGUAAAACUGGGCUCGUAUGUUUAGAAAUCAGGUUUUUCUUUUGUUUGUGAGCGGAUAUGUCAAAAUUGUUUACAUUUUAGCAUUGCCUGCGUCCAUUGUCCAUGAAUCGUAGACUAUGUUUUUGGUUUCUUACCACGGGUGCUACUUCGCUUGGAGCGGGCUCCUGUACGGAGGAACUACAGCGAACAUCAUCCAUCUCCCUCUUUUGAAUUGUAGGUGAUUUUGGAAUUUGGAUGUUCGCGGUAGGUCACCCGAAGGCUGUUGAUGUCGAAUGUCAGCCAUAUUUAUUGCUACGUGUGUGUAAGGAUUGAUUACUCCUCCGUCACGGUUGUCGGCAGCUUGCCGGCCGUCAUCCUAUAGCUUAACGUAUUAGAUAGUGCUUAUUAAUAAAUAAAAAAACUAAAUCAGUACUCUGUAUCAGAGUCACUGCGUUGCGGCGAUUUGAUUGUACUGAACGAAAUCUCUCUUUAUUAUUAUUAUACAUGUUUUAAUUAUUAUUAAUUGUAAUAUUUGCGUUGACUGUUCGCCGGCGGCGGGCUACGACGAGGCAGCCGCCUGAGCAAUGCUUUAUUGUAAUAAACAUAUUUUAACAUCGCACAUUAUAAUAAAUUAAUCGAAAUUGAAA
Messenger RNA from Leguminivora glycinivorella, 7081 nucleotides. It is a transcript of the gene Klp10A, whose product is annotated as kinesin-like protein Klp10A. Gene Ontology annotation, biological process: microtubule-based movement. The record is from RefSeq and is a predicted model, not a curated record. Gene Ontology annotation, molecular function: ATP binding; microtubule binding; microtubule motor activity. NCBI's taxonomy places the organism in Eukaryota, Metazoa, Arthropoda, Insecta, Lepidoptera, Tortricidae. Bases 277 to 2568 code for a protein of 763 amino acids. The transcript is spliced from 16 exons.